GCAUUGCCUCAGCAGUUCCCAGCAGACUGAAGGCUUCCAUACAGAUUCCUUCAGGUAGCUCAGAAGAAUUGUGGCCACAAAAGUGACCUGGAGAGGAGAGCCCAGCAGCCAGCUCCCAUGCCAGCAUGCCAAGCAGAUGUUCUACAUCCUCCUCUAACACUGAGGCACUGUUCAGAAGACCUUUGUAUGUUAACAAAAGGGCCACGACACAGCAGGAACAACGUGUUUCUUGUUCUUACCACCCAGGCUCUGCAAGAAACAAGAUAACAGAAAAAAUGAGGCCAGCAGAGAUGACCAUCUUUAGACUCCCACGGCACCCAGCACGACCCAUUAAAAAUCAGCUCCAGAUCGGGUGGAAAAGAAAACCUACUGCCAAAAACAGAAUAGAACUGUUUCCCACCCCCUGCUUGGCCGUGAAGUAUUUCCAAAGAAGAGGCAAGAGGUUAUUUGGUGAAAACAUUGCUGUGAUGCCGAGUGGCACUUCAGGAAGCUCCGUGGAUCGGUGAUUGCUGUCCAAACACCAAGCUGCAGAGCCAUGGCCUUGGACAGUGAGGGAAUGUUGGAGGAGAAGAGCUGGAAAGGUGUCGGCGAAGCAGCUUUUGAUAGGGGGUGCGUGGCUCCCCCCAGGACCGGCGAUGGGGAGAGAUGCUGCCGCCUCCCGCUGCUGUUGGGCUCGGGGCUGCCCGGCAUCUCCCUGCUCUCUCUGGUGCUCAGCCUCCUGCUUUACUUUCGGACCUCUGAUCUGCAAUCCCGGGUGUCCCACUUGGAAGCGGAUAGAUCCACGCAGCUCCCUGCCUGGCUCUCAGCAGACCAAAUGGAGACGGCUAUUUUGGGAAGAGUUGACCAACUGCUUGAUGAGAAAUUGAAGUUUCACUUGCCGAGACAUCGAGAAGUUCGAGAGACCCACCAGCGAUGCAACUGCCCAGCAGGUCCACCUGGUGCUACAGGAAGACCAGGGCUUCCGGGAGACAAAGGUGCAAUGGGAAUUCCUGGACGGCCGGGACUAAAAGGGCAACCUGGAGAGAAGGGCGCUCCAGGAGAAGCAGGCAUGUCUAUCAUUGGGCCCCGCGGUCCACCCGGACAGCCCGGAACAAGAGGUUUUCCUGGAUUCCCAGGUCCUAUUGGCUUGGAUGGCAAACCGGGUCAUCCUGGACAGAAAGGAGAGAUGGGUGCCGCAGGUCCCAGGGGACAGCCUGGACCCCCAGGACAAAAAGGAGAAAAGGGUCAGUGCGCAGAAUACUCCCACAGGCUGUUGCCUCUCCUCAAUUCAGUGCGGCUGGCUCCACCUCCGGUCAUAAAGAGACGCACUUUUCAGGGUGAACAAGGACAAGCAGGAAUCCAAGGUCCUCCAGGGCCACCUGGCCCACCAGGACCUGCUGGACCAGCUGGACCAGAGGGAACCCCAGGACAGCCCGGACCAAUUGGGCCACCUGGCAGAGAUGGAGAACCUGGGAAGCCUGGCAGAGAUGGAAAGGGCUUACCUGGGCCUCCUGGACCAAAGGGAGACCCUGGGAUUCAAGGAUACCCUGGCAGAAAGGGCGAGGUGGGCAUGUCAGGCCUGCCUGGUGCACAUGGCCUUCCUGGAGCUACUGGCCCCAAGGGUGAAAAAGGGGACACUGGCAUCAAGGGGGAGAGAGGCAUGCCAGGGCUGCCAGGAAGACAUGGCAUGAAGGGUGCUCCUGGGAUGGCCAUGGCAGGGAUGAAGGGUGAGCCUGGGACUCCAGGAGAAAAGGGAGAGCCUGGAGUCCCAGGGAGGAUGGGCCCCCCAGGUUUGCCAGGGAAAAGGGGGCAGCGGGGAGAGAAGGGCCGAGCUGGUGACCCUGGGCUCCCUGGCCCAAAGGGAGAGAAGGGAAAUGGUGAGAAUGCCUUGGUGGGAAUCAAAGGGGAACCUGGUCCUCCUGGUCUGCCUGGGCCCCCAGGACCAAAGGGAGAAGCUGGUGACGUUGGUGCUGCAGGAUCCCGGGGGGAAAAGGGAGAACGUGGUGCACCAGGGGAGCGGGGACCCAUGGGGCCAAGGGGCCCCAAAGGAGAGCCUGGAAAGGAUGAAAUGAUGGACUAUGAUGGUAACAUCAGUGAAGCUCUCCAGGAAAUACGAACCUUGGCCUUGAUGGGACCGCCAGGACUUCCAGGUGUGGCUGGACCUCCAGGGCCGCCAGGACAGAAGGGUGAAAUUGGCUUACCGGGUCCUCCAGGCCAUGAUGGAGAAAAGGGACCACGAGGCAAGCCAGGAGAAAUGGGCCCCCCUGGACCUCAUGGACUGCCAGGAAGGGAUGGACCACCUGGAAUAAAGGGAGAGCCAGGCCAGAUUGGGGUUGCAGGAGAAAAGGGUGAUAAAGGAGAGCCAGGCUCACCGGGUCUUGAUGGCCCCACUGGAGAGAAAGGAGAACGAGGUGACCAAGGGAUGCCAGGACCACCAGGCUUGCCGGGUCCCAUUGGACUUCCAGGAUUGACAGGAGAGAAGGGUCAGCCUGGGGAGCGUGGAGACAAAGGAAAUCCAGGAGAAUCGAUGUCUGGCCCCCCUGGACCUCAAGGCCCACCAGGACCUCCAGGUCUUCAGGGCCUCCCAGGACCGAAGGGGGAAGCUGGGAUUGAUGGAAUGAAAGGAGAGAAGGGUGUCCAGGGUGAAAAAGGAGACAGAGGGCCACUGGGAUUACCCGGUGCUUCAGGUUUAGACGGCAGGCCUGGACCACCGGGUACUCCAGGACCAAUUGGAGUUUCGGGACCAGCCGGACCAAAAGGAGAAAGGGGUAGUAAAGGAGAUCCUGGAGUUGUAGGACCAAUGGGACCAGCAGGACUUCCUGGUUUACAAGGUCUGCCUGGUGACAAAGGAAUCCGGGGUCUCCGAGGUUUUAAAGGCGAGAAGGGUGAGCCGGGGUUACCUGGGCUGGACGGGCUGGAUGCCCCAUGCCCAUUGGGAGAAGACGGCCUUCCGGUUCAAGGCUGCUGGAAUAAGUGAUUGUUCUAACCCUGGACUGGCCUGUGUGUGUUUUUGUACAUAGAAUAUUUAUUUUUAUACAGCGUUCUUCUCUGAAAUGCUCAAAGUUAUGCAUUUUUACAAAUUAUCAAGAAGCUGCGUAUUUUUUGUACAGGAAAUGCUAGAUCUCCCUUCAUCCUUGUUUGUCAGUUCUCUGUGUAUGUCUUCAUAAUGCUUGUUUUGUCAUGGAGUACAGCUGUAAUAUUUACAUGAUACGUGUGUGCACAUGAUGGAUAUAGGAACUUAAUAAAUUAUUGCAUUAAAAGUGCCCAAAGGAACUGCCCUGUAUACCUUCUAAAGCAAUUCUCCUUUUUUUUUUUUCAAGCUGGAAUCAUUCAAGACUAUUUCAAAGUAUGAUGUAUUUUUAUUAAAGAGAAACAUUCACAGGUUUUUGUUUAUUUAAUUCAGGUACUCCUGGGAAAACAUGCAGUGUAAUGGGAACUUAGAGAUUCUCUGACUCAUGACUGUGGAACAAGAUGAUGUUUCACGAGCAGAUUCAGACAGUCAAGUGCAACCCAUCACAGUUCCUCAGAGUGGCCCAGUGCCCGUUCAGUAAAGAGAACAGCUCAAAGGCCGUAAUGGGUGUCUCUUGCCUCUGGCUUUAGCAGUUACUUACCUGGAUUAACUCUCAUGACAAUAAACCCAGGAAUUUAAGAAUAUUCCUAAAUCACAGGCCUGCAGCUACCUUAAUUAGAGCCUCAUUUAAAAUCAAACAUAUGGCAGAAUACCUCGAUGAUAUCCUAAUGAAUAUUUAUUAGAUAAAACAAUCUGCGUGGCUCUUUUAAUGCUAACCAAAGUCGAAUGGAAAUUUGCAGUGUGUCAUUGUAAUUUACAUAUGUACAUCUUAACAAUCCUCCUUGUCCUACCUUUGUUAAUGUCUAAAACCUAAAUUACCCAUCAAGAAAAUCAUCAGACUAAAUGAACAUCACGACAUGCUCAGAAAGUUAGCAGAAGCCUGGAAACCUGAACUGAGUUUCAUCUAAAAAGCAGCACAGUUUCUACCACCCUGAGUCUUUGCUCCCUGCCCCACAGCUCCCCACUCAGAUUGCCCUGGGAGUCAGAAACUCCCUGUAAUGUUCAUUAUUUUUAUAAACAUGUCUUUAUAUGCCAACAUGGUCCUUUGGAUGAAAGUCUUCCACAUGCACUGAGAUGCUCAGGGUGCGGGAAAAGAAAGAAAGCAAACUGCAGAACGCUGAGAGAUUCUUGUUUUCUCAGCACUGUAUCCCAUUAAUGUAAUAAGAGCAGUACGUAUUUAAGCGUGGAUGCCAUAGGGCUCUAGUGUUUUAAUUACGCACCUGUUGAACACAAAGCAAUAAAACCCCAACCAGCUGGCAGGAUCGGUUUGGGAAGGUGAUAGCAGCAGCUGCAGUGAAUGUCUUAUCUAGUCUUAGAACAUUGGGUCCAUAAGGUAGGUAGUUUGAAUGCUUCACGCCUUUCUAAAAAUGCUGGGUAUAGUUCAUCCUCAAAAACAUACAGACCCAUAGAAGGAUCUGCUGGUAACUCCUGUUCCCUUUGCUGUCUGUCGUGUAUUUUUCUCUUGUAACUUGCUUGUGGUUGUACUGCAUGGGACUGCCUUUGCUUGGAGUUGUCCUGACUAGAAGUAAAAGCAACAGUGGUGUUGUCUUAACAUAGCUGCUUGCAUGUCACAAGGGUAGGAAAGCAGUGAUGUGCUUGGUGGUUGCUGCUGACCACAGCCUGGCUUUGUUGUGUAUUUUGAACUGAAGCAGAUACAUGUUUCAGACUGAGUGAAUACGAGGGGCUGUGGAAACAGAAAACUCAUCACCCACUGUGGAUAAAUCAGAGGUUGCAAAUAAGAAAUCAAUUGUGCCAACCCAAAUAAAAAUGCCUCACAUUUCUAGAACAAACCCAAAGAGUUGAAGCUGAGUUUGUGCCAUGCCAAAUGCAACGGUUCCGUUUCUGAAUCCCUGCCUGCUAAAACCUGUAGCUAGGUUGCUGUCACUGUUGAUUGCUGUUAGCUCUGACUGGCUGUUUUCAUGUGAAAUCCUUUGUCUGCCACUUCAAGGGACAAACUCCUUGGCUGAUAGCCAAAAAGUGAGACGAGUCUGAGGGUGGAGAAGCUUGGGAAAUGACAGCAAAAAAAAAAGGAAUGCAAGAAGGACCUUCCUGAAGAUUUGCUGAGAUGCUUUGCAAGUUCCCUCCCUGGAGCUUAGGAAGAGUUCUUCAACUGCACACCAGGAAGCUGCGCCUGGGUAAUGGCUGGUGGGACAGCAGGAGCUCAGCGUGACAACGCUUUUUGCUUUGCUUCCUGUCUUCUCCCAGAGGCCGUUGGCAGAGCUGGAAAAUGACACCAUUUGUAUUAUUAUUAUUUUUUUUCCUUUGGUCCUUUUUACUUCAGUCUAUUAUUGUGGUCAGACUCUUCAGAUGAAGAAUCAGGCUCAUGUCCCAGCAAUCGCUGUAUGAAUGAGUGCAAGACAGACAGUAUUUCAGUGGGGGGAUCCUUUGAUCCAGGAAAGAAAUCCUCUUGAGCAGUUGUCUUCAGAAAAGUCAGUCAAGCCCUAUGUGUUCAGUUUGGAGUGCUGCUCUGAGAGGAUGUGAGGAAACCUUUUCCUACCAUCUCUAGUUACCAGAUGACAGACUUCCACCUAUACCUUUGAUGAUUCCAUCUUUAAUCUUUUAAUCACACGCCACCUUCUCCUGGUAAUGCAGAAGGGAGCUAAGCCUUUUGCUGAAAAGGAAAAGCCGUGCUGCAUUUUGAAGGCAUGAAGUACCUUGUUGGAGAAAGAACAUGAGGAGCAUGGACAAGUUUCACCACACGGUUCCUUUGCUUCCUGUACUUUGCAUCCUGGAGGUAUUUUGUCUGGAGCCUUCAAGAAAUAAGCUAUUCUGCUGUCCUACUGAGGCCCCUCUGGUGGGUACCUCUCCACAGGUGUACUUACAGAUGGAACUUCAUGAUCACAAGGGUUGAGUCCCAUGGUGACAUGUUUUAAUAGAUGCAGGUUAAGGAAAUAAUGAUUUGGCAAGGUGCUGCGGGGUGCCAAGGAUGCUUCCAAGCCACUGGAAGGUCAGGACAUCCAGCUGGGGAUACUUCAUACCAACUCAGCAUCCAUCAUUCAGUUCCCACUGCUAAAUUCCAUUUGCAUGCACUCUAUACUAUUUUUCCACCAGAGCUGUUGCAAUAUGUUAAAAAAAACCCUGAAAUUAAUUAAUGCCGACAUAUACUGCAGACAUGACUCAUAACAUUUCUACUCCAAUGAGUAUGUUGGGAAUACAAUUUAUCCAAGCAUUAAAACACAUAUUUAACUUUGUGCAUGUGAUUCCCGUUGGCCUAAAAGCUACUAUUUGCAUAUUUAAGUACUCUGGUGAAUCAGGGCUAUUAUUACAGCUAAUAACAUUAUCUAAGCCAUUAGGCAGAACUAAAUCAUAAACUAUUCUCGUUUCUUCAGAGAGAAACAGCUGAUUUCAAGUUCAUAGUGAUCUAUUUUAAAGCUGAGGAAGCCCCAGAAGAAGUAACCUUCAUUCAAAUAGCCUUUGUCAGUUCAGCUCGAAUGUCCUGCCCUUCUGGUAUCCCAUGGACCCCUCUGUUCACCGUUGCACAGCAAAUAUACUUUUAAUGUAACUCAAGAAUUAACAAGUCCUUCUUCUAGUCUCACCUGAGCAAUAGAACCCUAAUUGCAGUUUUUUAUCUUCACACCUAAGAGAUUUAUUCCAUAAGUACAGUAGUAAGGGAAUAUGUUGUUUCACUGAGGAACCAGGCUGAUGAAAGGUUACUCUAUUUUAUUUGUAGUUCUUAUUUUUAUGGGGGUUUUUUUGGAGGGGGGAGGGAAAAGGGGAGAACCUGACCAGAACUGCAGGCGGUAGGUGUGCAUUUUUUCUUUUCUUUUCUUUUUUUAAUGAAAACAAUUAUGUAUAUAGUUUGAUAACAUUACUUCUACAUUUCUUUUUAUUAACGGUAUUUUUGGAGCGAUGUGUUGGCUCUUUUCUAGCGUUUCCUUUUAAAUAUAUUUUUAAUGGGCUUCUGGAAUAAGUUUGUAGAAAUUCCUGACCCAAAGUGUCCUGAGGACAUUCCUGUUGUUGUGUUGAUUUUUCUUUUCUCCCUAAGUUCUACAGUAAGAUGGUGCUUUCCAUAGGCAAACUAAUUUUCAGCAGGGAUGAAUGUAUCCCCGCAGGCCGUGCCUAGGGACCAGGUGCCAGUGACAUCUCCCAGAUGAAAUGGUUUCUCUAGAGCUCUACACCUAGAGAAUUUAUAAGGGCUAUGUGACAGGCCAGCUGAUUAAAAAUGGUCUCUCCUUUUCUUAAGUGGUCUGUCAUAACGAAACGAGUCUGGUGAGAGUCACUGUUUCCUCUUCAGUAGCAUUCUACAGCCUAAAAUCUCACUGACUUUGCUAACAAACUCUGAACCAGCUAUUAAAGAUGCUUUAUUGAGAAUGGCACGCUCUUGGUAGUUACCUACUACAUUAUUGCUACUGUUUUCCCCUCUAAACCCAGCGGUUUACUUCCUCUUGAGCUCAUCUUUGGGCUUUGCUUCAUGCUAAGCAUAUUCAAUGGGAUGAUGCUCUGCUGGACGAGGGCCACCAUUUCUUCAACGCAUUUUGUUUCUCCCUUUGCUUCCAGUUGUUCACGGCCCAGGCAAAAUGGGUAUUUUCUCUUCUACAUUUUUAUAAAACACUCAAUUAUUCACAUUUUGAUCGUUCUUCUACUCGCUUUUUAUUUAUUUAUCCUUCCUGCCUUCUUGUAGACCUUCAUUGUCCAAACAGAACAUAAAUUAGGACUGUAGGUGCUAAUAGUUUGGAGAGUUCACUGUAAAGCUUCUACUGUUUAAAAUGCUAUGUGGCAAGGCCAGUUUAGCUUUACAGUUUUCCUAUGAUUGUCUGUUUGUUGAAGUUAUCAAAUAAAUGCUUUUUCUCAAGCAGAAAGAAUUAGGAUAUUGGAGGAUUUUGGCUUGUUUUUGUCAUUUGCUUAACAAAAUCCUGCUAGACUCAAGUUUAGUAGGUUAAAUGUGUUAGUGAUAGGUGUGAGAGGAUCUUGUAUUCUUGCUUUCUGCUGGCUGUGUCUGCCAAUCCAUUGUUCCCAGCAGGGUUUUGCUGGGAGUGUGAAAUUCCAUUUUGUGAUAAUUCCAUUGUUUUCUCACAAUACUGUUAUGAAUUUUUUCUUCAGUAAAUCUCCCCUUCUGCUCUCCUGCAAAGAUUCGCUUUUAGCCUGAUGUUGCAUGCGAGUGGCAGAGCCACAGGCCGAGCAGCUUCACCCUUCUGAAGAGUCUUGCAGAGAAAGCACGCCAUCCCUUGGUGCUCACCUGUGAAACGCUCAUGUCAUUGGCACUGCACCCAAUGCUCACCUUUGUGCAGCUUGGGCACCACAUUGUUUGAUGCUGAUCAGACAUGAGCUCGCUAAUUCCUGCAGGAGGAUGAUUUCUGAAGCAAUUAGUUUAAUGUUACAUACGUGUUACAUCCUUGAAUUGCACGAGAGAGAUUUUUAGUUUUAGUUUGGUGGCAUAGAACGCACAGUAUUUAAUACAGCUGUAGUGAUGAGUUAUGGGUAAACACUGACAGGGCAUUGCUUCUGUGCAUCUCUUGGACACUGUUUGAUUGAGACAUCUGAGCCUGUAUUUGCUUUUUACACUGCUUAUACUGAACUUUUAUUAAUAUUAAAUAUGGAACGCUACUUGGCUUUCAUUGCUGUAAGUGCUGUAAGGUGGUUUUGUAUUAGCGAUAAUUGUUGUUGUUACAAUGCUGGCUCUAAGGCGUUAUUGCAACUCCUUUUGACACAGCUUGGAAUUCUUAGGCCUUUAAGAAAAUUCCACACUAAAUAAUUGAUCUGAGGGAAAAAAUAAAGGGCUGUUCUUUCCAAUCAUCUUUUCAUCCUUAGCGGGAGCUUCUUCAGCCAGAUCAAGUAUUUGCUUUUCCUUUUCUACUUUUUCCUUGGUAAUUGAGAGCUUUGAUUUGUUUUUGUCUUUAAACCAUACGUAUUCCAGGACAAUCUGCGUUUGUUGCGUAUGAUGUACAUACUUUCUUUUCCCUUUUAUAAAAAAUACCUGUUUACUUA
This is a messenger RNA of Coturnix japonica (Japanese quail), 8974 nucleotides long. RefSeq names its product collagen type XIII alpha 1 chain (gene COL13A1). NCBI's taxonomy places the organism in Eukaryota, Metazoa, Chordata, Aves, Galliformes, Phasianidae. Gene Ontology annotation, cellular component: extracellular matrix. The record is from RefSeq and is a predicted model, not a curated record.